Toxotes jaculatrix (banded archerfish) is the source of this 3199-nucleotide messenger RNA. Its product is annotated as 5-hydroxytryptamine receptor 3A-like. Gene Ontology annotation, biological process: nervous system process; chemical synaptic transmission; signal transduction. The record is from RefSeq and is a predicted model, not a curated record. Gene Ontology annotation, molecular function: extracellular ligand-gated monoatomic ion channel activity; transmembrane signaling receptor activity; neurotransmitter receptor activity. Lineage: Eukaryota; Metazoa; Chordata; Actinopteri; Toxotidae. The coding region runs from base 79 to 1527 and encodes 482 amino acids. The transcript has 9 exons. Gene Ontology annotation, cellular component: membrane; synapse; neuron projection.
GGGGCAGACAGUUGAAGGUUUUUGCUCUGUAAUCAAAGGCACUUGACCAAUAAAGGCUUAAGGCUUAAGAGACUGAAAAUGGCAGAGGUGAAGCCCGCUGAGCUCAUCUUCACCUGUUUCAUGCUGCUUCACGGAUUUGUAGCAGCGCUGAACUGUACCAGCCCAACUCCUGAAUCCUUGUUUAAUGCGCUUGAGAGCGAAUUAUCCACUAAAAAACUGACACGUCCUGUAAAAAGCUUUUCACGUCCAAUGAACGUAUCUGUCGCUAUCACCGUGGUAGGAAUUAUAGGAGUGGAUGAAAAAUCACAAACUCUGACGACAGUCUUAUGGCAAGUCCUGGAGUGGGAUAUAGAGGGACUGAGCUGGGAUGAGAAGGAAUGUGGAACUAACAGAGUCUCUGUUCCUCGAGAAAAGCUUUGGGUCCCAGACGUCCACAUCUCCGAGUUCAUGGACGAGGACAAAUCGCCCAAAACUCCCUAUGUCUACUUAUACAACACAGGUCGUGUGUUUGAUGAUAAACCAGUCAGAGUGGUCAGCUCCUGUCGAUUAGAAAUCUACACUUUCCCCUUUGAUAUCCAAAGCUGCUCCCUGACCUUUGGACCGUAUCUACACUUUGCUACAGAUAUAAGGAUGGUUCAAGGCGCCACACCUGGUGAGACCCUGCAGGAGUCCAGAGAAGUGCUGGAGACCAAUGGGGAGUGGGAGCUGGCAGACAUUGAUAUAGCUCGUUCUAGCCUGGUUUUAGAUGUGGGAAAAUAUUCUGAGGUCAAAUACUGUAUCAUUCUGAGACGUAGGCCAGUCCCAUAUGUGGUGAACCUGCUGAUCCCCAGCUGCUUCCUCAUCACAGUGGACCUCUUCAGCUUCCUGCUGCCUCCACAAAGUGUAGACCGGUCCUCCUUUAAGAUGACCCUCAUCCUGGGCUACACCGUCUUCCUGCUCAUCAUGAAUGACCUGCUACCUGUCACUGGGGAGACAACACCUCUCAUCAAUGUUUUCUUCUCCAUCAGUCUCGCUCUGAUGGUGGCCAGCCUGCUGGAGACAGUGUUUAUCACCAACAUCCAGUUCAGCUCCACCCAGUACAGCGCAGUGCCUCACUGGCUGAGCGUCCUCGUGCUACAAUAUCUCGCUGUUGUCGUUUGCAUCCCUCCAGUGAAAAAGAGCAACCGUAUCACAGUCUUCCUCAAGCCAUCGACUGAAGACUCAGCAAUGAAUACCAACAUCAGCAGCAUCUCAGUAAGAGAUUUUCAGAGUGUCUCCAAUGAUACAGAUGAUUCAGUAAAACCCCGUCCGGCUCCUCCAGAACCCACGGACCUGACCCUGGAUGAACUGAGGAAGCUCAGCAGAGAUCUCAUGGCCAUCCGCCUCCAGGUGGACAAACAUUUCCAUGGGAGCAAAACCUCACAGGAAUGGCAAAUGAUCGGGAUAGUCAUCGACCGCCUGCUGUUUGGCUUGUAUAUUAUCUUCAUCUCUGUCAGCUUCAUCACUAUCAUGUCUAUCUGGAUCCGGAACAACUCAUAUGCAGCAUGAUUAACCAGCGGGUUAAAUUCCGGACGGACUUUCACACACGCAUAUUAGGAGCUUACAUGUUAUAUUCUGAGAUGUGGUACUUGCUGAUUGACUCUGACGAAAAUAAAUCAUGUUGUUUUCCUUGACAAAGUGUCUCGUGUUGAGAUCAUGUGAAGCUACUACCACAUAAUGGCAAAAGUUACCAGAUCUAGGCUCUGACCCAGUACCCACACUUGCAGAUUCAUGCACCCCCUGGCAAUAUGCUAGUGUGUCCCUUGUCUGAAAUAUGCCAACAUGCAGUGCAUUUAACUCAUGCAGCAAAUUGACAAAAAGCAAAAGGAGCACUGGUAAUGAAGAUGAUUGUUCAUCUUUUAGUAGCGAUCAUUGUUUUAAAUUCUGAUGAUAUGAUCAACCCACAGAUUUAUUUUUCUUGUUAUCUUUACACUUUAAACCUGACACAACUAAGUUUUCAAGCAAGCAGAAAUAUUUAAACACACUAAACACAUUUGCCAACCGCUGUGUGGCUGCGGUAUCUGAAAUCAUGAUUUCAGUCACGAGCUAUAACCAAGUUUGUAAUAUAUUAAGUUUCCAUGUAAGGCCUGACUGUGAUAUUUGGCUGCUGAUCACAGAGUUUUUAAAACAGCAUCAACUAUAAAUAAACACAUGGUUUGACUGCACAGUACACACAGCACUGGAAAAUAGAACAGAUUGUAACUCCCAUUGGUGAAGGAGCUGAAAAAUAAAACGGGUGAGUGGUUACCGGAGGUGUUGAACAACAAGUCCUGCACUGUUCAGUGUGUUUGUGAUUCAGAUUGAACUGCAAGUAAUUAUGGAACAUAGUUAGGUGUUUUGUUUUUUUUUUUUCUUUUAACGUGGAUUUAUUUACAGUAUUUUUGAGGAUGAAAUGUCCUGGAAACAAAAGUUACAGGGCAGGUAAUUGUUCAUGAAGGUCCCCACAGUGUAACAGAGCUGUAGGUGUGGACACGUGAGAAUUUUGUUCCUUUGUUUGAGGUUUGAAUAAUAAUAAUAAUAAUAAUAAAAUAUUUGUUCAUGUACAACAUUAAAUCAGGGGAAAAUUUUUAUUUCAACUUCAAGAGACAUUAUAAAAUGGUAUGUAUUUAUCCGUCAAUACUCUUGAUGAUGAUUACCAAAAAAAAAAAGUUCUGCUGAGCUAUGUCAGAUUAUAUCCACUAGAUAGUGCCAUUGGUCAGUUGUUGGGUAUUUUGUACACUGAGUAAGCUACAAUUAAAAUGUGGGCGAUUAAAUAGUUACAACUAUAUUUCAGGAAAGAACCCAUCACAGCUGUCUGCUUCACCAACAUUGCAGAGUUGGUGAAAUGUAACUAAGAGCAUUUACUUAAGUACUGUACUUCAUUACAGUCUUGUACUUUCUGUAAUGUUUCCAUUUUCUGUUCUAGAAGCAAAUGUUCUACUUUUUACUUCUCUAUAUUUAUUUGAUUCAAUUACUCGUCACUUUGCGGAAACAAAAUGAGGAGAUGAGACUUUAUUGAUCCCAGAAGGGAAAUUUACAAACUACCCAGCAGGAUAUAAAAUAAUUAAAAUUUUCAAACAUUGAGCUUCAACAGUAAAGUGAUGUUUACACAUCAGUGCAUUGAUCAUUAUAAUCUGAAAUAUUGUAUUGUAUUUAUUAUUAUACUUUUACUUUUGGUGUUUUAAGCAUAUUUUGAUCCUUA